UUUCAUACCGACCAAUCAGACAAGCGCAGGCAGGUAGGCGCGCGUACAAAUGUAGUAGCAUGCGGACAGGUACACGGGCAGGUGUAGUACAUGCUCUCUUCACGUGUUACACCACUGAUGGUUUAAAUGGCGUGCUCGUGCUAGGGUUUUCACGUGACUGUUAAAACCGGGUACGAAAUUCAGCCAGACAAAUACAUUAGAGUCUUAUUCCGAGCAACUGAGAGGACAGCCACCAGCGUACAACAGUGUACAUCGUCUGUACUAGAUUGGACCAAAGAAAACAAAACAUGAGGCCUGCCAAGCCCAUACUGGUGAUCACCAUGCUGGCUGGACGGUUGAGUGUGACUGCCAGCACGGACACUAAAGCCAGUCCCGUCUGUCCUCCCGGCUACGGGUGGGCUCCAGAGCUGAGCGACUGUAUGGACUGUUCCGUCUGUGACACUAUGCCCAAGACAUCGGGCUGUCUUGACUGCAAAGGCGAAGAAGAGCCAGUAGUCGUCCCAACCGAGAGCGGUUUUCGGCAGGUUAAAGCACAGAGUGAUGACACAGCAAACUUCUAUCAAUGUCCCAACGGAUACGAGUGGUACCCAGACAUCGGUGACUGUAUGUCCUGUACUGUCUGUGACGACAUGCCCGACACCUACAUCUGUGAUAUGUGUGCAAAGGACUCAAAGUCUACCCGUGCAAGGUUUCAACCAGGAGUGAUUGCUGUGAUUGCCAUACUGACCAUGGUUACUGUCUGCUCCAUAUCCCUGGCUGCCUGGUGCACCUGGAAGAGGCUUCAAGUCGGUAGAAACAACGGAGAUGACACAGAUUCCGAGGCUAGACAACCUAUUCAGGAAACGGCCGAUCCGGACGAGAGAAUUUCAGGCAUAGAGACCGUCUAUACGUCAGCCUUUGAAACAUCGGUGGAUUUGGGAGCCGCAGAGAUCAACAUGAGGGGUGCUGUCCCAUCAGCGCUAUGCGUCUGCUUGGCGACUGUCGCCAUGGCAACGCCGGCCCCCUUCACCUGCCCCCGAGGUCAUGUGUGGAACUCGGUCGUUAAUGACUGCAUGUCUUGUGACGUGUGCGAACAUUCUCCUGCCACAUCCAUCUGCGGAUCUUGCCCAGGUGCCAUGACGCUUGAAAAGUCGGUGGACGAUCGACCUGCGAAUGAGCCCGUCUGUCCUCCUGGUUUUGAGUGGGAGCCUGUCCUGAGCGACUGUCUAACGUGCGAUGUGUGCGCCAGUGCACCUGAUACCAGCAUCUGCAACAAGUGUUCAGCAAAACAGGGACUUAGUGCAGGAGGGAUAGCCGGCAUUUCCGUGUCCUCUGUCGCCCUGGUGUUAGUCCUGUCUGCUGUGCUCGUCUAUGCAAGGAAGCGGUACAAAGAAAGACAGCUGGGAUAUCCAAUACAGACUACGGACCGGGAUAUGGAAGGGCAGGCAAUCGUAACCCAGUAACAUUUGUGUGAAAAAAGCAAACCUUGCAUACUAGUGAUGCUAUAUGUAACAGUAGAGCUGUGGAUUUCGUGGUGAAUGAAACACUGCACUUUUGUUCGUUUUUGAAACUAGGAAAACACUGAACGAUCUACAAGGCAUGUAGUAAGGAAAUUUUACCUUUACUGACUUCUUGUUUCUCAAUAUGUGAUUGCUUCGUCUGAAUGCUACAUUUAGCAGGAUGUAAUGUGCACUUUUGUCAACUUUCUCGACAUUCGUUUGAAAUAAAGC
Molecule: messenger RNA, 1709 nt
Organism: Branchiostoma belcheri (Belcher's lancelet)
Lineage: Eukaryota; Metazoa; Chordata; Leptocardii; Amphioxiformes; Branchiostomatidae
Exons: 9
Coding region: 288-1442 (384 amino acids)
Biological process (GO): positive regulation of apoptotic process
Cellular component (GO): plasma membrane
Molecular function (GO): protein binding
Source: RefSeq, a predicted model, not a curated record